Molecule: messenger RNA, 1761 nt
Organism: Desarmillaria tabescens
Lineage: Eukaryota; Fungi; Basidiomycota; Agaricomycetes; Agaricales; Physalacriaceae
Product: oxalate decarboxylase
Exons: 18
Coding region: 1-1287 (428 amino acids)
Biological process (GO): oxalate metabolic process
Cellular component (GO): outer membrane-bounded periplasmic space
Source: RefSeq, a predicted model, not a curated record
AUGUUCCUCAAAACCUCGUUGAUCGCACUCUCCAUCCUUCCAGGACUCGUCUUCUGCGCUCCUGCAGCUAGCGAAGCUCUCAGUGUCACUACUUCAACAACCUCCACCGCGGCCUCGUCGAUGCCAACUGUACCCUACAUCAACACCGACCCCAACGAGUCGCUGUGGACUGAAGACAGCGAUCCUUCAGUUGUACAGCCUGAACGUGGAACCCUCGGAGCACCUUUCUUGCGCCCAGAGCCUGCAGAAAAUAUCGCGAUUGAUUUGCAGAAUCCCGAUCUCUUGGCGCCGCCGUCCACGGAUUCCGGAGCGGUGAUGAACGCUAAAUGGCCUUUCUCUCUGAGCCACACGCGUUUACAGACUGGUGGUUGGGUUCGUGAGCAGAAUGUUGGAGUGAUGCCAAUUGCCACAUCAUUGGCUGGUGCGAACAUGCGUCUUGAACCUGGAUCGAUUCGAGAGCUCCAUUGGCACUCGUGUUCCGAGUGGGCAUAUGUUCUAAAGGGAUCUACACAAAUUACGGCGGUAGAUGAUGAAGGUCGCAACUACGUUGCUACGGUAGCCACUGGUGACGACGAAGGUGGUUCUGAAUUCCUCUUGAUAUUCGAUGACGGAUCGUUCGGUGAAGACACCACAUUUUCGCUAAUCGACUGGCUUGACCACGUCCCCGCGGAAGUACUCCAAAAGAACUUCCAAGCUGACACUUCCGCGUUCGCGCAUAUCCCAGGCAAGGAAUUGUAUAUCUUCCCUAGCACGACACUUCCGGAGGAAGAUUCACUUGUGCCCGAAAGUCCCCAAGGAACUGUUCCCCAACCCUUCUCGUUCGCAUUAUCCAAAGCAAAUGGUACCCAGACUUCUGGCGGCAGCUAUAAAGUCGUAGAUUCAUCAACUUUUGAAAUAUCGAAGACUAUCGCAAUGGUGGAGGUGACCGUUGAGCCGGGCGCGAUGCGAGAACUCCACUGGCACCCGAGCCAAGAUGAAUGGAGCUAUUUCAUCGAAGGACAAGGACGCGUGACUCUCUUUGCGGCACGGGGAAGAGCAAGAACCUUCAAUUACCAGGCUGGGGACAUUGGCUACGUUCCCAUUGGUAUGGGUCAUUACGUCGAGAAUACUGGGAACACUACGCUGAAGUUCAUUGAAGUCUUCAAGUCUGACCGUUAUCAAGACAUAAGUCUGAACCAGUGGCUGGCUCUCACGCCUCCUCACAUAGUAAAGGAUCAUCUCAAUGUUGAUGAUGAAACUAUCGCGUUGAUGUCCAAGACGAAACCAUUUGUUAUUGGGCCUUCUUGAAGCGGUGAUAUUUACUAUCUUGGUAUAUUUACUAUGAUUUAUUAGAACCCGUAUAUGAAAGAGUAAACCCCCCCCCCCCCCCCCCCCCCUCUCAAAAAAGAGAGCCGAGACCACAAGUCAGUGAACAGCGACCGUUAUCGUUAACCCUUCAAUAUCGGCGCGCGUAAUGGCUGACAGCCUUUGUUAAAAAAUAAACUUCUGAAGCGGUGGCUUCUCAUGAGAUAGAAAAAAAUGAACGCAAGUAAUAAGUCUCGUAUAGUCCAGGUCAUAAUAGUGUCAAAAAGUCCCAAGGAAACAUGUGCGGUCCAAUAGAGCGUUUAGUAGCCUCGCGUAAGGAGAUGAGAGUAGCAAUGCCACAUGGCGAUAAAUCGGAGUUGUACUACGUUAAACGGACAAUGUAUGCAGCACCACGGCCGGACUACAUACAAGUAUAAUAGACGAUGUCCAUUAUCUAGUAACUAGGGCCGCCUUUGA